Molecule: messenger RNA, 2196 nt
Organism: Penicillium bovifimosum
Lineage: Eukaryota; Fungi; Ascomycota; Eurotiomycetes; Eurotiales; Aspergillaceae
Product: WD repeat NOL10/ENP2 family protein
Exons: 2
Coding region: 1-2196 (731 amino acids)
Biological process (GO): maturation of SSU-rRNA from tricistronic rRNA transcript (SSU-rRNA, 5.8S rRNA, LSU-rRNA)
Cellular component (GO): nucleus; 90S preribosome; nucleolus
Molecular function (GO): protein binding
Source: RefSeq, a predicted model, not a curated record
AUGAAGCUGUCCAACCCCUCCGAGGUCCCAGUGUAUACCAUCUCGGGUUCAGACAGUGCUCGGCCUCUACCCGAAUGGCUUGCCAGGCGGCGAAAGCGCAGUUUGAAAAAUGAUCCUGAAUAUGCGAACCGUGUUGAAUUACUACAAGACUUCGAGUUCGAAGAAGCAAGUCACUGCAUUCGAGUCAGUGAGGAUGGAGAAUGGGUUAUGAGCACAGGCACUUACAAACCUCAAAUUCACACUCACUACCUUCCACAAUUGUCCCUCUCAUGGGCGCGACACACCAGUUCGCUCAACACCACGUUCAUCCUACUGUCUUCUGAUUACACCAAAUCGCUCCACCUCCAAUCUGAUCGGUCUCUCGAGUUCCACACUCCCUCAGGAUGCCACUACACCACCAGACUCCCCCGAUAUGGGCGUGAUCUUGUCUACGACCGCCAGUCGACUGAUGUGCUUAUCCCCGCAGUCGGUGUGAACCAAGAUGGCAUGGGAGAGGUAUACCGAUUAAACUUGGAAGUAGGCCGGUACAUGCGAAGUUACGAGGUAGAUGUCGGAGGUGACGAUUUCACAUCCACUGGCGGGGGUACUCUCCAAGGUGGAAUCAACACGGGCUCGGUCAACACAGGUGCUAUUGCGGAGGAAAGUCACAACUUGUUGGCUUUCGGAACUUCUUUGGGCACCGUUGAGCUUUGGGAUCCCAGAGCCAAGGGACGUGCAGGUGUGCUUCCUCCACCCGCACAAACCGGGUUCCACGAUGAGCGCACAGAGAUCACCGCUCUCGAAUUCAACCGGUCUGGCAUGAGUCUUGGAACCGGCUCGUCUAAUGGUCUCAUUCACCUCUACGACUUGCGUUCGCCUACCCCCUACCAAAUAAAGGAUCAGGGAUACGGAUUCCCUAUCCACACGCUCAAGUGGCUUGAACCGUCAACCGCGACACAGGCUGCGACAAUUGAACCUAAGUUGCUCUCUGCCGACAAGCGUAUCAUCAAGCUCUGGGAUAUCGAAGAUCAAAAGCCUUGGACUUCUGUUGAGCCGGCUGUGGAUAUCAAUUCUGUUGCCUGGUGCAAAGACAGUGGCAUGCUUCUCACAGCCAAUGAAGGCAGAGAGCAACACUCUUUCUUCAUCCCUCAGCUCGGACCCGCACCCAAAUGGUGCUCAUUCUUGGACAACCUGGUAGAAGAGAUGGCCGAGGAUCCUAAUGACCCCAACGCAUUCAAGUCUGCUCAGUCUAAUUCCGUUUGGCCCGGAUUCACGCUUGUGCCUAGCGAGGAGGUCGCGAAAUGGGACGAAAAGCUCAUCAAGGCAGGCGGAAACCCUAUUGAUAUGGCAGCCUACCUACAACAAGGAAAGAUGGUACCCUACUCUAAGGGCUAUCAGGUGGCAAAUUUCGUUUACAAUUCCAUAACCUCAUUGUUCCCCGACACGGAAAACCCAAGAGCGAAGAAGGUGGCCGAGAUUAUGAACAAGGAGCGGGAAAGCCGCAUUCGCGGCAAGAAGAAGGUCGCCGUCAAGGUGAACAGGAGGCUGGCCGAGAGGAUGCUGAAUGCAGAGGAGAAGAGGGAGCGCAAGCACGCCAAGCGCUUAUUGGAAGGCAAGGGCGACGAAGAAAUGGUCGAUGCAGAUGCCUCCGAAGGCAAGGACGUGAAUGCAUUGGGCGGUGGCCGAUUCGCCCAGCUAUUCGAGGACCCAGACUUCGCUGUCGACGAAACCUCACGCGAGUUCCAACUGCUCAAUCCCAGCACUGCACCCCAGGCUGCCACCUCAACAACAGCUUCUUCAAGGAAGGAGCGUGGCUUGACGGCAGUGGAACAGGAGGCCAUCGACGAUGUGCCCGGUUCAAGCUCCGAUUCCGACUCCGACAGCGAGGCGGAGAGACCCGCGAAGCCCGCGCCUUCCAAAAAGAUUUCUUCUGCAGACUACAAGCGGACGAAGCGGCCUCCGCCUCGUAUGCAAGUAUCUUCUUCGAAUCAAGCCCACUCCACUCGAGACCGUUCCUUUGGCUCUCGUGCCCAGAAUAUGAAGUCAAAACAGAAGCCUGCACGACGACUCGGUGUUGUUGGUGAGCAAGAGAUCAGCUUCAACCCGGCCGGGAAGCCGAAGCGUGCCGCCCCCGAAGUGCGCUACGAUAAGACCGACACAUCUUUCCGGGCAAAGGAGCGCCGCAGUGCUUCUAAUAACACUUUCCGCAAUAUGUAA